Hypoxylon trugodes is the source of this 1205-nucleotide messenger RNA. RefSeq names its product chorismate mutase. The transcript has 2 exons. Gene Ontology annotation, biological process: aromatic amino acid biosynthetic process; chorismate metabolic process. The record is from RefSeq and is a predicted model, not a curated record. Gene Ontology annotation, molecular function: chorismate mutase activity. Gene Ontology annotation, cellular component: cytoplasm. Bases 363 to 1154 code for a protein of 263 amino acids. NCBI's taxonomy places the organism in Eukaryota, Fungi, Ascomycota, Sordariomycetes, Xylariales, Hypoxylaceae.
UGAAAAUUGUGUACCUAGGUAGGUAGCCGACCAUCGGCCGUAGCAAAGGAAGGAAGGCCAUUCCAAUGAAAGGAAAUAAGACCUGCAGCUUCGUAGAGGUUGCGACUACCUAUCCUUUAUAUAUUUUGCCCCUCUUCUAUUGAAACCAAUCGUGGGUCGUUGUUAUGCCCUGCGCCCCUUACGUCCCUCCCCCGCUAUUUACUACUAGUGUAACCUUUGUCGGUCUCUUUAAAAGAGUCAUAUCGAUUCUUUUUACGACUUCCUAUAUUCCUUCGAGGAAUCUCAGAUUAUUUCCUCAUCUAAAUUUGAAUUGAACUUCGAAUUUAAGACCAUACAUACACUGGUAAAGCCCGAGUAUAAUCAUGGAUGCGAUCAUCGAUCUCAAAGACGCCUCUAAGGCGCUUGAUCUGUCUAACAUCCGUUACCAGUUGAUUCGAUUGGAGGAUACAAUCACCUUCCACCUAAUCGAGCGCGUCCAAUUCCCCCUCAACAAGAGCAUCUACACACCCGGCGCUUUACAAAUUGGUCCAGACAGCGAGCUCAGUUUCAUGGACUGGUACCUACGAGAACAAGAAAAACUCCAGUCCCUAAUCCGCCGCUACGAAGCGCCCGACGAGUACCCAUUCUUCCCCGAGGCACUACAAAAACCCAUACUCAAACCCCUCGAAUACCCCCGCAUCCUCCACCCAAACGCCGUCAACGUCAACGAGAAGAUCAAGCACUUCUACAUCGAGAAGUUCCUCCCAGCCGUGUGUCCAGAUUUUGGACGCGGAGACCGCGGCGAGUCAGCGGAAAACUAUGGAUCCUCUGCGACUUGCGAUAUUGCCUGUCUCCAGGCUAUUUCCCGAAGAAUACACUUUGGCAAGUUUGUCGCGGAGUCCAAGUUCCAGUCGGAUCCCGAGGGGUACACUAGGAUGAUUAAGGCGGGCGAUCGCGAUGGAAUUGGCGAGUCUAUCACAAAUGCUGCGGUGGAGAAGCAAGUACUAGCACGAUUAGGUCUAAAGGCGCGAACCUACGGCACAGACCCUUCUACGAAUGGUUCGGCGGACGAUGGCAAGAUUAACGUCGAGGCGGUGGUUUCUAUGUACAGAGACUUCGUCAUACCAAUCACGAAGGAAGUCGAGGUCGAAUACCUUAUGCAACGACUAGAGUAGAUGGGUCAUGGUCAUGGGGCUUAGAAAAAUGGCACACACAAAACGGUGGGG